GGAUAUGGUUGGUCAGUUGAAGAGGUGUGUGUGUGCAGGUCUACCUCCCUCAGAGAUGCACGAGAAACACAGGAGCAGCCUUGCAGCACCCCUCCCACCCCACAGACGAGCUGUGGUAAUUCCUCUCCUGGACCAGGAACAAGGAGUGGUCAUCUCAGUCUUACUGGUGGGCUGUAAACCGCUGAGUGAUCAAGACGAACAACACCUCAACACUCUGGAGAAACAUCCCCACAAUACACUGCUCCGGCCCGACCCCACAGACUACUGUGACCUGGACCGCAAGAUUCUACAGCUGUGUGGUGAGCUGUAUGACCUUGAUGCAACUACUCUUCAGCUCAAAGUAAUCAAUUAUUUGCAGCAGCAGACCCAGUCUCAGUGCUGCUGUCUGCUACUGGUGUCUGAGGACAACCACCAGCUCUUCUGUCAGGUGGUUGGAGACAAAGUUCUGGAGGAGGAGAUCAGCUUCCCUCUGAUGUUUGGGCGCUUUGGGCAGGUGGUGGAGAAGAAGAAAUCCAUCACUCUUCAGGACGUCACUGCGGAGGAGCGUAGACAGCUAUCCAGUAUGCUGGGCAGUGAGGUGUCCUCUCUGCUAUGUGUCCCUGUGGUCAGCAGAGCCACUGGCCAGGUGGUGGCACUAGCCUGCGCCUUCAACAAACAGGGAGGACAGAGACACACGGAGGUGGAUGAACAUAAGAUCCAGCACUGCUUCUGUUACACCUCCACUGUCCUCACCUCCACACUGGCCUUCCAGAAAGAACAGAAACUCAAAGUGGAGUGCCAGGCACUGUUACAGGUGGCCAAGAAUCUCUUCACACAUCUGGAUGAUGUCUCAGUGUUGUUGCAGGAGAUUAUAGUGGAGGCCAGGAACCUCAGUGAUGCAGAGAUUUGCUCUGUGUUCCUACUGGAUCAAGUCAGCCAUGAGCUGGUUGCCAAGGUUUUUGAUGGGGGCGUGGUCAGUGAUGAUGAGAAGGAGUUCCGUAUCCCUGCAGACCAGGGCAUAGCGGGUCAUGUAGCUAUGACUGGGCAGAUCCUGAACAUUAAGGAUGCGUACUCACACCCUCUGUUCUACCGAGGAGUGGACGACAGCACCGGUUUUAGAACACGCAACAUCCUCUGCUUCCCCAUCAAGGACGAGAACAACGAGGUUAUUGGGGUGGCUGAGUUGGUCAAUAAGACUAAUGGACCAUGGUUUAACCGCUUCGAUGAGGACCUGGCCACUGCUUUCUCCAUCUACUGUGGAAUCAGCAUCGCACAUUCUCUUCUGUAUAAGAAGGUCCAUGAAGCUCAGUUCAGAUCCCACCUGGCCAACGAGAUGAUGAUGUACCACAUGAAGGUAUCAGCGGAGGAGGUGGCCCAGCUGUUGGUAACUGGGCUGGAGCCAGUGGAAGAGAUUCAUCCCUUAUUUGCUGAGUUCACCUACACACCCCGCUCACUACCUGACGACAACACACCCAUGGGCAUCCUGAGUAUGUUUGAGGACAUGGGCUUCAUCAACGCCUAUAAGAUUGACCUGCACACUCUGGCCAGGUUCUGUCUGAUGGUAAAGAAGGGUUACAGAGAUCCUCCCUAUCAUAACUGGACGCACGCCUUCUCAGUCUCUCACUUCUGUUAUCUCCUCUACAAGAACCUGGGCCUGGCCAACUACCUGGAGAAUAUAGAGAUCUUUGCUCUCUUUGUCUCCUGUAUGUGCCAUGACCUGGACCACCGUGGGACUAACAACUCCUUUCAAGUGGCCUCACAAUCUGUCCUGGCUGCCCUCUACAGCUCAGAGGGCUCUGUGAUGGAGCGACACCACUUUGCCCAAGCCAUAGCCAUUCUGAACACCCACGGCUGCAACAUCUUCGACAAGUUCUCCAGAAAGGACUACCAGAGGAUGUUGGACUUGAUGAGGGAUAUCAUCCUGGCCACUGACCUGGCUCACCACCUUCGCAUCUUCCCCGACCUGCAAAGGAUGGCUGACGCUGGCUACAAUCCCAAAAAUCAGACCCACCGUUCUCUGCUGCUGUGUCUGCUGAUGACCUCAUGCGACCUGUCGGACCAGACCAAGGGCUGGAAGACCACCCGCAAGAUCGCUGAGCUGAUCUAUAAAGAGUUCUUCUCCCAGGGGGAUCUGGAGAAGGCGAUGGGGAAUCGUCCCAGUGAGAUGAUGGACAGAGAGAAGGCCUACAUCCCAGAGCUACAGAUCAGCUUCAUGGAACACAUCGCCAUGCCCAUCUACAAGCUGCUGUCAGAGCUGUUACCAGGGGCAACCGAGCUGUAUGAGCGUGUAGCGACCAAUCGAGUACAGUGGACCAAAGUCUCCCACAAGUUCAGCGUCCGUGGGUUGCCUAGCAACAAUAGCCUCGACUUCCUGGAUGAAGAGUAUGAAUUGCUGCAAUCCCAGGGUGCACUUGGGGAUGACAGCCACUGCGAUGACACCCACUGCCUCAACGGUUGCCUGGAUGAGGGGGGCGGAGGGAGGGGCCUGUAA
Salvelinus namaycush (lake trout) is the source of this 2470-nucleotide messenger RNA. RefSeq names its product cGMP-dependent 3',5'-cyclic phosphodiesterase-like. The transcript is spliced from 26 exons. The annotation marks the transcript as partial. Gene Ontology annotation, cellular component: synaptic membrane; nucleus; cytosol. Gene Ontology annotation, biological process: positive regulation of gene expression; negative regulation of receptor guanylyl cyclase signaling pathway; regulation of mitochondrion organization. NCBI's taxonomy places the organism in Eukaryota, Metazoa, Chordata, Actinopteri, Salmoniformes, Salmonidae. The record is from RefSeq and is a predicted model, not a curated record. Gene Ontology annotation, molecular function: protein homodimerization activity; 3',5'-cGMP-stimulated cyclic-nucleotide phosphodiesterase activity; 3',5'-cyclic-GMP phosphodiesterase activity.